Molecule: messenger RNA, 2348 nt
Organism: Megachile rotundata (alfalfa leafcutting bee)
Lineage: Eukaryota; Metazoa; Arthropoda; Insecta; Hymenoptera; Megachilidae
Product: KIF-binding protein
Biological process (GO): microtubule cytoskeleton organization; neuron projection maintenance; central nervous system projection neuron axonogenesis
Molecular function (GO): protein binding
Source: RefSeq, a predicted model, not a curated record
AAUAUGUAAAUAAAUUCAGUAAUAAGGGCAAUAAAUAUUAGUGAUUCAACUACGUUAUUUUAUUGGGGCAACAAAUAUCUUAUUAAGAGAAGUUAUAUUUAUGAUAUACGAAGUAAAUGAUAUAAAGGAAAACCAUAAUAACCGCCAUAGAGUAACGUCUUCAACAUGGUGCGUGAUCAACAGAAUGAGCAUGCUCCGAAUUCCGAAUGUUUUGUAUUGACAUUGUGUAGAACAGCUAUAUACGAGAAGACGUAACAUCACGUAACGUCAUAUGACAACUAAUAAUUAUGUCCGAAGAAAUAACCGGUAUGGAACCUAACACGGCAAUACAGGAUACACUUACAGAGAUGCGAGUAAAAUUUAAAGAGGUUCGUAAGUUAUUGAAUGAUCAUGAAAAAUUUAGUACUGAAAGCGAACCAUAUAAAAUAAAAUAUCAAGCAAUUGAAGUUUUGAAAACGAUGGAAACAGAUCUUACUAACGUCUUAUCAGACAUGCCAGAAGAACAAAAAGGGGAAGAGGUAAUAAUGCUUGCAGUAGUACACUUAAAUCUUGGUUUAUUACAUGCCGAUACAGAGGAAUUAAAGGCAGGUGAAGAGCAGUUUAUGAAAUGUAUAAAUUUAUUGAAAAAUAAAGAACUAGAACCAGAAGCAAUUUUAACGGUACUAAGCGCCCUUAAUCAAUUGGGUAUUAUAUGGUCCCAAUGGAAUCAACCAGUUAAGGCAAAGAACUUCUUAGAUCAAGCAGAACAGAUCUACAAUGAUUUCAAAAACACUAAUCAUGAAUGUAGAAAUCCUAUUCACAUGGCACAAAAUUUUGGAAUCGAAGAAGUCAAAGAUGAACUGUCUCCUGAAGAAAUACUUGAGAAAGUUCACACUUUAACAUUAUAUUAUUUAGCACAGAUAUAUAGUUCUUUAAAAGACCAUCGUAAGUCUGCAAUAUAUUGUCAUAUGACUUUACGUAGACAGUUAUGUAAUAUUGAUAUGGCAGACUUUGAUUACAUUCAUUGGGCUUUAAAUGCAGCAACAUUAUCGCAGUAUUUUAUGGAAAAUGAUGCUUUUUCUCAAGCAAGACACCAUUUAGCAGCCGCAUCUUAUAUACUCCAAAAAUAUGAAAAUAUACUGGAAAAGAAAACUGAAAACAAUAAGGACAGUGAAGUAGUUGCAGCUGAAUGGGAGGAAUUUAAACAUAGAGGUGCAGAUGUUUCCAGGUGUUGGGCUAAAUAUGGAAUCUUACUAUUGAGCUUAUCAAAACAAAGACUGUUAGAGAAAAGUGAAACAGAACAGAAUAAUACUCAGUCGGAUAAUAAGGAUUCCUCAAAAUUAAAAAUGAUUGAGGAUUUAAAAUUUGAUGUUUUAGAAAAGGACAUAGAACCAAUUGUAAAUCAAGUUACAGAUGAAUAUUUAUUAACUUUUGACGAUGCAAGAUUAGUAUUUUUAAAUGCUCAAAAAUGGUUAGAACAAGCAAAAACAUAUUACACCUUGGAAAAUCAUGCCUCUGAUCAUGUAUUAAUUGUACAAGACAUUUCUCAAGCAUACAAAUAUCUGUCCUUUUUUGAAGAACAGGAGGAUAGACAAGCAAAAAUGCACAAAAGAAGAAUAGAUAUUUUGGAAAAUGUUAUCAAGGAGUUAAAUCCUCAAUAUUAUAAAACUGCUUGCAGACAGAUUUGGAUUGAACUAGGAGAAACGUAUUCUGAAAUUCUGGAUAUAAAGCUUGAUCGGUUACGUGCUUCUGACGAAAAUCCAACACCCCAAGCUCUGACAAAAAUUAAUCAUUUAGCAAAAAGUGCUAUAAAAAAUUUUCAAACUUUUCUUGAUUCUUUAGAAAUUCGUAAUUCUAAUUCUGGAACAGAUCCGUUUCCUGAUGAUGUAAUACAACCUGCAUUGUUUUCUUACUUUCAUCUUGGUAGAUUAUACAAUAAGAUAAUAACGCCUGAUAAAAAAAUCCAGUUAGAAAAUACUCAAAACAGUUUUAAUGCAUAUAAAUUUGUAGUUGAUUAUUGUGAGAAGUAUCCUAAAGCAGCUGAAAUCAUGAAAGUUGAAUUAAAUCUUUGCAGGGAAUUAGUAAAUUUGUUACCAAUGAAAAUAAGUAGGUUACGAGAAACAGCGAUGAAUUAAUAAAAUCAUUAAUUUUAAUCAUUCUCUCUGCAUUUUGAUGCACGUGUAUAUUUAAUGAAGCAUAUUUUUGAGAAAAGACUUAGUUAAUUUUUGCAAAUAUAUAUUUCAAUGUAAUUUUAUGCAUUCUUCAAUUAUAUCUUAAUAUUCUUUUCUCAUAAUUGUAACAUAAUUUUUUUGUAGCAAUAACAAAAUGAGCAUAUAAAUACAGCAAAUGCACUACAUAUUAUAAAGAUA